Molecule: messenger RNA, 1216 nt
Organism: Pieris rapae (cabbage white)
Lineage: Eukaryota; Metazoa; Arthropoda; Insecta; Lepidoptera; Pieridae
Product: aldo-keto reductase AKR2E4-like
Exons: 9
Coding region: 126-1076 (316 amino acids)
Molecular function (GO): oxidoreductase activity
Source: RefSeq, a predicted model, not a curated record
AAUGGCGUGAAUCUUUUGAUUAGAUUAAAAAACAGUAUUUAUCGCAUUAACAUUAGUACGCAUCCGUCAUUUCGUUGCAACCGAUAACUUCAGUACAAUUUGUAUUCUUCAGAACUGUGGACGUCAUGGCACAGGUAUGCGACUCUGAUGGCGGAAAAGCCCCAAGGAUACCUUUGAAUGAUGGCAAUUUCAUGCCAGCCAUUGGAUUGGCGACGAUUGGCUUUGACGAAGACGGACAAGAAGAAGAAGAUGUGGAGAAUCCUGUGACUUGGGCACUUAAUGCUGGAUAUAGAAUGAUAGACACAGCCUCCGGCUAUGAAAAUGAAGAAGAUGUUGGAAAAGGUAUCCUCAAAUCAAAUAUACCCAGGGAACAGAUCUUCAUUACUACUAAGCUCGGUUUGGACGAACAAAGAGAUGUUGUACAUGCUUUACGAGGUUCUCUGAAACGUCUGAACACUUCAUAUGUAGACUUGUAUCUGAUACACAAUCCCGUUGCAUUGAUGCCGAACGACACUAGCUUUGAUAUUAUAGACUAUUUAGACACUUGGAAGGGCAUGGAGGAAGCAAAACGCCUCGGACUCGCAAAGUCCAUAGGUAUUUCUAACUUCAACAUAAGUCAGAUGGAGCGUCUACUAUCGAAUUGUGAGAUACGACCAGCUGUUCUGCAGGUUGAGGUGAACCUAAAUUUGGCCCAAAAUGAAAUCCUUGAAUUUACAAAACGGGAAAAUAUCGCUUUAAUGGCGUUUAUGCCAUUUGGUUCGCUAUUUGACAAGACUGGUGUACCACCUCCACCCAGGGUUGAUGACGUUACAAUGGUGGAACUGGCCGAGAAAUAUAAGAAAACAGUACCCCAAAUUGUGCUUCGCUAUUUGGUACAACGCGGUAUUUCGCCUAUACCACACUCAUUGGGUAAAGAGAAAAACGAAGAAAAUAUCGACAUAUUCGAUUUUGAACUGUCCGAAUCGGAUAUGAUUACUUUGAGUGAAUUCAAUAAAAACUAUCGCGUUUUUUGCCCUAGUUUCUGGCAGGACCAUCCUUAUUAUCCUUUUGAAAGGAAAGAGACUACCGAUGAUUAAAAACCAACAUCUAACUGAAUUUAGAUUAAUCUAUCCAUUCAGAGACGAUCUUAAUUGGGACGGAAAAUUCCUUACUUAUAUUGUAAUUUAAUAAAAAUAAUACAUUUUCUGGAGAGAAAAUAAAAUAUAGAGAAAAAAUA